Manis javanica (Malayan pangolin) is the source of this 2411-nucleotide messenger RNA. RefSeq names its product plasmolipin (gene PLLP). Gene Ontology annotation, cellular component: membrane. NCBI's taxonomy places the organism in Eukaryota, Metazoa, Chordata, Mammalia, Pholidota, Manidae. The record is from RefSeq and is a predicted model, not a curated record. Gene Ontology annotation, molecular function: structural constituent of myelin sheath. Gene Ontology annotation, biological process: myelination.
CACAGAAGCGCUCACAUAAGCUCAUCACUGCGCCCAACUCUCUGUCUCUCUCCUGCUCUCUCUGCCUGUCUCUCUGUCUGGAUAAUGUGCCCAGCCCUCCAGGGGACCCAGCCUGAGGCAAAGUCCACUCGGCUAACCCUCUGCUGGGCAGCCAGGGCUCCGCAUGGCCGUUACCCAGAACCUUCCUCGUCCAAUCCAGAGGGCACAUCGGUUCCGACGCGGGCAUUUCGGCAGGGCGCGGGAGCCGGGCCCUUCUGGCCUCCUCUGGGUGACCCGCCCGGUUGCAGCCGGUUUCGCCGUCCAGGUGCUGGGCCUGCUGGUGUGGGCCUUGAUUGCUGACACCCCAUACCACCUGUACCCGGCCUAUGGCUGGGUGAUGUUCGUCGCUGUCUUCCUCUGGCUGGUGACAAUCGUCAUCUUCAUCCUCUACCUGUUUCAGCUGCACACGAAGUUGUACAUGGUACCCUGGCCGCUUGUGUUAAUGGCAUUUAACACGGGUGCCACCGUUCUCUACAUCACGGCCUUCAUCACCUGCUCUGCUGCGGUUGAGCCUACCUCCCUGAAAGGCACUCGCCCGUAUAACCAGCGUGCAGCUGCCUCCUUCUUUUCAUGUUUAGCGAUGAUUGCCUACGGAGUGAGUGCUUUCUUCAGCUUCCAGGCCUGGCGAGGAGUAGGCAGCAAUGCAGCCACCAGUCAGAUGGCCGGCGGCUACGCCUAGACCACAGGCGCCUCACCCACUUGGGGUUGAAGGCUGCAGCUGGGUCACAGGUGCAGGGUGCCCUGCAAGUCAGAGGCUGGGCCCUGCCUGGAGUCAGCCCAGAAGGGACUGUGCUUGCUCCUCUCCGCUCAUCACCCGGGCUCUCGUCCAACACUCUGAAGGAAUCAGGACCCUUCCUCUGGCUUGGCCAAGGCGGCACAUGCGUUGGCUGCAAGGAUCCAAGGCCGAGACCCCCUCCCCAUCUCCAUUAUUCAGCAGGAGGUGAUGGGGGAUACAGGGCUCUGUCUCUGCUGUCUUUAGAGGAUUUCAGUGUCCAAGGCAGGGGCCCAGCCUCACCAGCACUAAAUACACUAACAAGGACUCCAGACCUGCAUCCCCGACCCCCAUAGAGUAAGCCUAACAAGCAACAUUAUUUAUCUUUAUCUCCGUCUUUGUUCUGGGCCCCCUGAGCAAGCUGAUGAAACCGGUCUGACUCCAGUGACCCUCCUCCAGGCCAACACGUCACGAGUAGGGAGACUUUGUAGAAAGCGGGUUAUGAUUUCUGACAGCAUGGUCUUUCCUGCAUUUCAGACGUUCUGGUUAUUUAACACAAAUUGGUUUUUAAGUGACUUCUCAAUGAUGAAAAUCUUCUCCAGGUUUCCCUCCCUUUCCCAAGCCCUUGUUUGUAAUCCUCCCUUUGGGAAAAGCUAACAUCAAUGCCGACUGCUUCCCCGAGACACUGCUGAUGAGGCACAGGGGACAUGGAGGGAGGAAUCAAGACCUGGCCUGAUGCGUUGUCCUGUGCUUGGGGGAGACUUUCUUGUUUUUUAUAAAAAUAAAGAUGGAAGAACUUAUUUGGAAAAGGUAUUGGGAGUCAUGGUUGUAGAUGCUUAUAUACUCCGGGACCCUGCAGGGUAAGUCAGCACGAAGGUUCCAGGUGCCUGUUAUAGUGCAGUCCAUUUCUGGAGCCGCUCAGCACCACCAGCCCCGGCUUCAGUCUGCAGUAGGCUGACCAGCUUCCUGCCUGCUUUGCCGGGGCAGUCCCAGGGUAUGCCAUUCGUCCUGGCAUAAACUUAGUAGCACCCUUUUUUAUUCUCAGUUGGCCAAUAAACCAUUUAGUUGUCUAAGGAAAACUUUAGGCAACUUAGAUCAUCUUGCUGAACUUAAGAUUGCCAUGUUACCUACUUUGAAAGUUUGUGAAAUUUAGUAGUAGUUUGUGAAAUGAGAGUGGCCAUAGUGUAGAGCUGGCACAGCAGGUGGGGUGGGCAGGGCAGCAGCAGGGAGGAAUCCUCCUGAGCUCAUUUUUCUGCUACCACAGAGCAGCAUACUCUGAAGGUAAGCCAAAGGCAUUUCUGGGUACCUCUUAGUUCUUUUUUUAAAAACUGGGAAUUAAAGUGUAACUACAGUAGUUCCACCUUACCGAGGUUUCAGUUACCCGGGGUCCACUGCAGUCCAGAAGCAGGUGAUCAUCUCAAGUAUGGAGAGAAGACAGCCUAACGCUGCCACAGUGCCCACGUUAUUCACCCCACUUCAUCUCAUCACGUGGGCAUUUUAUCAUCUUAUGUCAUUACAAGGGUAAGUAUAGAACAAGGUAUUUUGAAAGGGACCACAUUCACAUAACUUUUAUUGCAGUGUAUUGUAACUGUUCUGUUUUAUUACUGUUGUUGUUAACCUCUUACUAUGCCUAGUUAUAAAUAAAACUUUAUCAUAGAUA